AUGCUUGUUAAUUUUCUCCCGUUCGGUUGGCAACACUUCUCUGUAGUCUGUGAAGAGAAGGUUAAAAUGGCGUCCGGUAGACGUAAUCGUCGUUUCGGAGACACCGAUAGUCCUAUCAAUUAUAUUCAAAUAGACGGAUUGGUGGUUUUGAAAAUAAUAAAACAUUGUCAAGAAGAAGGAGCUGGAGUUAUUGACAUUGCUCAAGGAGUUUUGUUGGGUCUUGGAGUUGAUAAUCGGUUAGAAAUAACUAACAGUUUUCCUUUUCCAAGACACACAGAUGAAGAGGAUUUUGAUGAACUUGAAUUUCAAAUGGAAAUAAUGCGUCAUCUAAGACAAGUAAAUGCUGAUCAUCUACAUGUUGGAUGGUAUCAAAGCACUCAUUAUGGAAAUUUUUUUAAUAAGCCAUUUUUGGAAUCUCAGUUUAAUUAUCAAAAUUCUAUUGAAGAAUCUGUAGUUUUGAUUUAUGAUCCAGUGAAAACAACAAGAGGAUUUCUAUCACUGAAAGCCUAUCGCUUAACUAAGGCAGCAAUGAAAUUAUAUAAAGAAGCAGAAUUUAGUCCAGAAAUGUUGAAAAAUUGCCAUAUGUCUUAUCAGAAAAUAUUCACAGAAAUACCAGUAGUAGUAAAAAAUUCCCACUUAAUCAAUGCUAUGUUGUGUGAGUUAUCAGAAUAUGUACCAGAUGAUGAAGGAAAACAGUUUUUAGAUAUGGGAACAGCUUCUGUUCUGGAAAAAAAUCUUCAAGCUUUGAUGGAGUGUGUAGAUACUGUUAGCCAAGAAAGUAACAAACUUACAAAUUAUCAACGACAAGUUUUGAAACAGCAACAAGCUAAGCAUCAGUAUUUGCAAAAACGAGCACAAGAAAAUGCAUCCAGAGCAGCAAAAGGUGAACCACCUCUUCCAGAAGAAGAUAUUAACAAAUUAUUUAAACCCAUACCACCUCCAUCUCGCUUGGAUGCUCUCUUGAUGUGCGGUCAAAUUAAUACGUAUUGUCAGCAGAUGUCACAGUUUGCCGCACAAAAUAUUGGAAAAUUAUUUAUCGCCGAAGCCUUACAGCAACAGCAAGACAAAAUUAUAACUUAAUAUUCUUAAUAUUAAUGUGUUGCAAUUUUGUUGUUUUUGUUCAGUCAAAUUGGAACAUAAUAAACUGGGUUAUUUUUAAUUUUAAAGAAAUACAAAUAAAAGGUUUUCUUAUAAAAA
This is a messenger RNA of Centruroides sculpturatus (bark scorpion), 1197 nucleotides long. It is a transcript of the gene eIF3h, whose product is annotated as eukaryotic translation initiation factor 3 subunit H-like. Gene Ontology annotation, molecular function: metallopeptidase activity; translation initiation factor activity; protein binding. The record is from RefSeq and is a predicted model, not a curated record. NCBI's taxonomy places the organism in Eukaryota, Metazoa, Arthropoda, Arachnida, Scorpiones, Buthidae. Bases 1 to 1080 code for a protein of 359 amino acids. The transcript is spliced from 7 exons. Gene Ontology annotation, cellular component: cytosol; eukaryotic 43S preinitiation complex; cytoplasm.